UCGCAGCCGCCGCAGUGCCGGCCUCCGCUCCCGGGUCCCCAGACAGACAUGUCCAGCCUCCACGCUCUGUGCUCCGGCCUGCCCCUGCUGCCGCUCCCCGAGAACCGGGGCCGCCAGCCCGGGGUGCCCCACGCCCCCGUCCGGACCCCAGCGCUCAGCCCCGAGGAGGAGCAGCUGGCCCUGCGGAACGCCCUGCCUAUCUUCCCGCCCGGCCUGCACGCCCUGCUGGCCCCCGAGUUCGCCCAGGAGCUGCGGCUGUACGGGCACAUCUACAUGUACCGCUUCUGCCCCCGCCUGAGAUGAGGGCAUACCCCAUCGACCAGUACCCCUGCCGGACCAAAGCGGCCUCUGCCAUCAUGCACAUGAUCAUGAACAACCUGGACCCCGCGGUAGCCCAGUUUCCACAGGAGCUCGUGACCUAUGGAGGAAACGGGCAGGUGUUCAGCAACUGGGCUCAGUUCUGGCUCACCAUGGCCUACUUGUCCAAGAUGACGGAGGAGCAGACGCUGGUCAUGUACAGUGGGCACCCGCUGGGCCUCUUCCCCAGCAGCCCCAGUGCCCCGAGGCUGGUCAUCACCAAUGGCAUGGUCAUUCCCAACUACUCCUCCAGGAGCGAAUACGAGAAGCUCUUUGCUCUGGGAGUUACCAUGUACGGGCAGAUGACGGCGGGCAGCUACUGCUACAUCGGCCCCCAGGGGAUCGUCCAUGGCACGGUGCUCACAGUGCUGAACGCCGGGCGGCGGUACCUGGGGCUAGAGGACUUGGCUGGCAAGGUCUUCGUCACCUCCGGCCUCGGUGGAAUGAGUGGGGCUCAAGCCAAAGCGGCAGCCAUCGUGGGGUGCAUUGGAGUGAUAGCAGAGGUUGACAAAGCCGCCCUCGUGAAGCGCCACCAGCAGGGCUGGCUGAUGGAAGUGACGGACAGCCUGGACCACUGCAUCGCGAGGCUCAGGGAAGCAAGAAAGAAGAAGGCGGUGCUCAGCCUCGGCUACCAUGGCAACGUGGUGGAUCUCUGGGAGCGACUGGUGCUCGAGCUGGACACCACCGGGGAGCUGCUGGUGGACCUCGGGUCCGACCAGACGUCCUGCCACAACCCGUUCAACGGCGGCUACUACCCCGUGCAGCUCAGCUUCGCCGAGGCCCAGAGCCUCAUGGCCUCCAGCCCCGCCGCGUUCAAGCGCCUGGUGCAGGAGAGCCUGAGGAGACACGUCGCCGCCAUCAACCGGCUGGCCAAGGAGAAGUUCUUCUUUUGGGACUACGGCAAUGCCUUCCUUUUGGAGGCGCAGAGAGCAGGCGCAGACGUGGAGAAGAAGGGUGCCAACAAGACAGAGUUCCGCUACCCCUCCUACGUCCAGCACAUCAUGGGGGACAUAUUCUCCCAGGGGUUCGGGCCUUUCCGCUGGGUGUGCACGUCGGGAGACCCCCAGGACCUGGCCGUCACGGACCGGCUGGCCACGUCUGAGCUGGAGAAGGCCAUUGCGGAUGGAGUGCCGGAGUCCGUGAAGCUGCAGUACCGGGACAACAUCCGAUGGAUCCGAGAGGCGGCCAAGCACCAGCUGGUGGUGGGCUCCCAGGCCAGGAUCCUGUACUCGGACCAGAGGGGCCGCGUGGCCAUUGCUGUGGCCAUUAACCAGGCCAUCGCCAGUGGGAAGAUCAAGGCGCCAGUGGUCCUGAGCCGUGACCACCACGACGUGAGCGGCACUGACAGCCCCUUCCGGGAGACCUCCAACGUCCACGACGGCUCUGCCUUCUGUGCAGACAUGGCCGUGCAGAACGUCGUGGGAGAUGCCUGUCGUGGAGCCACCUGGGUGGCACUUCACAACGGAGGAGGCGUGGGCUGGGGUGAGGUGAUCAACGGGGGCUUUGGCCUGGUGCUGGACGGGACCCCCGGGGCCGAGCAGAAAGCCCGGAUGAUGCUCAGCUGGGACGUCUCCAACGGCGUGGCCCGGCGCUGCUGGUCGGGGAACCCCAAGGCCUACGACACCAUCCGCCAGGCGAUGCAGGAGGACAGCAGCUUGCUGGUGACCCUCCCGCACCCGGUGGAGGACGCGCGCCUGCUCCAGCGGGCCCUGCAGCCCUGAGGGGCAGCCGGGUCCCCCCUCCCCCCCCCCGCCCCCCUCAGCCAUCCGCACCCCGCCGGCCCCAGCACACACCUUACAC
Perognathus longimembris pacificus (Pacific pocket mouse) is the source of this 2157-nucleotide messenger RNA. It is a transcript of the gene Uroc1, whose product is annotated as urocanate hydratase 1. The record is from RefSeq and is a predicted model, not a curated record. Bases 300 to 2078 code for a protein of 592 amino acids. Gene Ontology annotation, molecular function: urocanate hydratase activity. The transcript has 20 exons. Lineage: Eukaryota; Metazoa; Chordata; Mammalia; Rodentia; Heteromyidae. Gene Ontology annotation, biological process: L-histidine catabolic process.